Rhizoctonia solani is the source of this 240-nucleotide messenger RNA. RefSeq lists its product as uncharacterized. The transcript is spliced from 5 exons. Lineage: Eukaryota; Fungi; Basidiomycota; Agaricomycetes; Cantharellales; Ceratobasidiaceae. The record is from RefSeq and is a predicted model, not a curated record. Bases 1 to 240 code for a protein of 79 amino acids.
AUGGGAAACGGUGCCAAGGCUCAACAAAAGCAGCAACGUAACGCAAAGAAAGCCGCGGAUGCUGGUCCAAAGAGGCGAGUGAAUAGUUCGUGCGGCGAAGCAAUACCCAGGCUGAAUGCCUUGAAUGUUUCUCAACAGAGUUUUCUGACCACGACACGCCUGCCUGCAUUGACACAGCACGUUGAGAAUAAGCACAGUGGUAAAACAAUGGCAGACUGCUUCCCUAACUACAAGGAGUAG